Molecule: messenger RNA, 1916 nt
Organism: Hevea brasiliensis (rubber tree)
Lineage: Eukaryota; Viridiplantae; Streptophyta; Magnoliopsida; Malpighiales; Euphorbiaceae
Product: DELLA protein RGL1-like
Exons: 1
Coding region: 2-1801 (599 amino acids)
Biological process (GO): regulation of DNA-templated transcription
Cellular component (GO): nucleus
Molecular function (GO): sequence-specific DNA binding; DNA-binding transcription factor activity
Source: RefSeq, a predicted model, not a curated record
GAUGGAAAAUGCAAUGUUUUCUUUCGAUGAGUUGAACUGUUUUGGAUUUCAAGAUGAGUUCAUUUCAACAAAUGUAGUUUCUGAGAGUACGGAUGGAGGGGACAAAGGCACAAAUGGUCCAUCUUAUGGAGCUCAAGAAUGGAGAGAAUCUGCAGGUAUUGAUUCUCUUUGUUCUGAUUAUGGAUUCUAUAAAGAAAACUUAUGGGAGCAAGAAUUACUCAUCUCCAGCUAUGAGGAACAAGAACGGCUGCAACAAUCAUUCUUGGAUUGUGAGCAGUUCGAUGAUUUCAAGUUUAAUAUCUUAUCUCCGCCACUUGAGACUUGUCUUGAGGAAAUCACAAAGCUUGGUGAAAUCCAGAAAGGAAUUCAAGAGGUUGAACCCAAGGAGGACAAGUCAUAUCCAAUUUCUUCAGAAUCACUUCAGCUGCUAAGAAGUUACAAUAAAGGGUUUAAACAGCUAAGCAGCGGGAGAGUAAUUGUGCCAAUAAAUUGUACCCCAUCCACCAUAGCUGCUGGCCAGGGAUUGUCAACAGAAGAGAUCAUCAGGAUUGCUGGAGCAAGGUUUAUCCAAUCCUCUUGCCAGGGAGUUGAAGUUGCUUCCAUAUUCAACAAUCCUUUUUAUCUCUCUUCGUCUGGCCUUUCUGAUGAGGAUGCCAAAAUGGUGAAACUCGCUGAAUCCCUUCUUGCUUCUGCUGAGAAAAUAGGCAAUCAACAAUUUGAUUGUGCUAGCAGAUUGCUUAAACAAUGCAAUUCCUUUUCUUCCAAUGAAGGAAAUCCUGUGCAACGAGUAGCUUACUAUUUUGCUGAAGUUCUCCAAGAAAGAAUCGACAUAGAAAUAGGCAGGAUCACAUCAAAAGAGCAGUGGAAGAAGCAAUCAUUUGAUAUUGAUAAAGCAAUGACGACUCCAAACCCAACAGCCCUGGCAAGUCACCAAGCAAUUCCCUUCUGUCAGAUUCUCCAUUUUGCUGGAAUUCAAGCCAUCUUGGACAAUGUGGAUGAUGCCAGCAGAAUUCACAUAAUUGAUUUUACACUAAGAUGUGGACUUCAAUGGACUGUUUUAAUGCAAGCUUUAGUUUCUCGAUGCGAAUGCCCUGUCGAGCUUCUCAAGAUAACUGCAAUUGCAACUGCAUGGGAGGAUUUAAUUGAGACUACAGGUAAGAGGUUAACCGCUUUUGCACAAACCAUGAACUUGGCCUUUUCCUUUAAGAUAGUUGUGGUAUCAGAUGUGUUGGAGCUUAAAGAAGAUCUAUUAGAAAUAGAUGAUGAGGAAAUAGUAGCUAUCUACUCUGAUAAUCUGCCUAGAAGCCUAAUUGCAUUGCCAAAGAGGCUGGAGUCUAUUAUGAGAAUGAUCAAAAACAUCAUUCCCUGUGUAAUGGUGGUCGCUGAAAUUGAGUCAAAUCAAAACUCACCCACUUUCUUGAAUCGUUUCAUUGAAGCACUUUUCUUCUUUAGUGCAUAUUUCGAUUGUCUUGACGCAUGUAUGGAACGAGAUGAUUCAAAUAGGUUGAUUUUGGAAGCAAUGUACCUUGGUAAAGGAAUCCGAAACGCUAUAGCUAUUGAGGGAGAGGAAAAGACGAUUCGAAGUCGAAAGCUUGAUGCUUGGAGGUCAUUCUAUGCUCGUUUUGGCAUGGUGGAGAUUGAUCUGAGUUCUUCAUCCUUGCUCCAAGCAAAUUUGAUAGUGAAGAAAUUUGCAUGUGGAAACUAUUGCACACUUAACAAAAAUGGGAAAAGCUUGAUUAUUGGAUGGAAAGGCACACCCCUUCAUUCCCUUUCUGCCUGGAAGUUCAUCUUAGAAGAAUAAAAAUGAAAUUAAGAUUGCAAUUGAAUUCUUGUAUGCCCAUACGUAGAAUCAAGCAGAAGUAUCCGAUUAUGGUGAAUUUAUGUGUUUGUAAAAUGUAAGGUGAAAUUAUAAUAAA